Messenger RNA from Pelagomonas calceolata, 1738 nucleotides. The record is from the annotation of a GenBank genome assembly. NCBI's taxonomy places the organism in Eukaryota, Pelagophyceae, Pelagomonadales, Pelagomonadaceae.
GGGGUGUCGGGUUUACGGCGCUAGCGUUUCGCAUCAGGGAGCGAUAAGAAUGUCGUGUGGAGCUCUUGCCGCGGUUUCAGUACCGGUAGUGCACGCAUUGUGCUGGUUUGGGCUCGCGCGGGUGCUGUUUUGAUUUCAAACUGCUAUAGAAUGAUGUCCGCGAGCUCCUGCCACGAGGCAGCAAGGUGUUUGUUUCCUUUGGAAGUCUUCGCGCGCUAGUAGGAUUAUCGCCGCAGUCUGAAUGAGCUCAACGCGUACACCGCGAACGAAUUAUUGUUGAGCGCCUGUGCUCAGCGCGAACGAACUCGCUGGACUCAACGCUUUGGCAUCGGGCCCAGCUUGGUUCGAACUCGGCCUACUGUGAAUAUCAGCCCGCUGCGCUCGCUGCGAGACUCAAAAAAGGGGCCUAAAAAGCCACGUCGCAUCUUUGACUUCGUCUGCGGCCCGUGUCCUUAAUCCAGCCACCACACGCCGCCGACAUCAUCUGACAGCCCCCGGCGCUGGGCCCGGGGCCCACCGACGCCCGUCCGAUGGGAAUAUCCACUCAUGCUCUGUUCAGAGCGUCGUAUUGAAAAAAAUCUGUUCUUCGCCGAACACGACGAGCGGCCACGAAGCAGCCGAAGAUAUCGUCGACGCGCUCACCAACAACCUCCGAACGCCCCGCAGGCGCCCGAAACCGAUCGAAAGACCAUGUCGCGCAACGCCAGCAUCCUCGUCGACAUCAGCGACGUCCCCGACUCGGCCCUCGAGAGUGUCGAGGACGGCCUCACCUACGACGCCGUCACGAAUUACGCGAGAGCGGCCAAGGGCACGGCCCAGUCCUGCGUCAUGUGCGGCUGCGGCGCAAGCAAGGGCGUCGUCAUCCCGCGCCAGAACAAGGACGUCUGCCGCGACUGCGACAAGGCCAUGUGGCGCCACCGGUCGUCGGGCUGCUUCUUCAAGUGGUGCAAGGGCUGCAAGAACUUUCUGCACGUCGGCACCUUCUCGCAAAAAUUGGACGCAGCGAAGUGCGACCGCUGCCGCGAGCGCGGCCGCACGUCCUACCUCCUCAAGAAGCGCACGGCCUCCGGCACGACGAAGGCCCCCUCCUCCCGAAGUUCGUCGAGGCCCGUCAAGGUCGACGCGACGGCGGCGUCUUCCUUAGUGGCUCUGGCGCGCACAGCUCCGGCGUCGGAGUCGAGUAGCGACGACGACGACGACGACCGCAUGAGCGCCAACUUCGGCUCCACAUUACAAGAGUACCAGCGCAAGCGGUCGCGGUCCGAAUCUCUAGGUUCUGAGGCCGAGUCGUCGUCGCCCGAGCCGCCCGCCGAGGACGAGUCGUCGGGCAUGCUCUUUGAGUUGGCGAACAUCCACGCGCGCAUCUUGGCGGUCGAGAGCCGCGCGGCGUUGGUGGAGCCCCUCGAGAAGCGCGUGGCGGAGCUGGAGCGCGAGCUCGCGGCGGCGACGGCGGCGCGCGCGCGGCUCGCGGCGAAGCUCGGCGAGGCCGACGACGAAUCUUCAGAGGGCUCGCGGCCGCGCCUCAUCUCCUUCGACACGGAGAGAUCCUCCUGAGCAUAGUCUGGUGUGUUCAUUUCCCCCCUUCUCCCCCGGUGCUUGUAAAACUUGGAAUCUUAGACACUUCACUCGUGAGUCGUGGCGCGUCGAUGGCGUCGACCCGCCGCCGACAUCUCCGCCGACGGAAAUGCCGACGGACCCUAGCUUGCAUGCCGCGUCGAUGGCGUCGCCGCCGGCGGAU